UUCCCCUCUCUGCUCCUAUCUCUCUUUCUCUUUCAGCUCUUUCUUGCUCUUUGCGUUGCCUCUUAGCUCUUUUGUUUGUUAUCCUGUAUCUCCUAACUACCUUCCUUUCUACUUUUAACCUCUCCUUCCUUCUCGCCUGAGAAAAUCUACAGACGGUUCCUGCCGCCGACCACUAAAUUUUAAAAAGAAGAAACCAACUCCGUUGAACAGCAAAUCAAGAUGAAGCGUCAUCUUAGUGACUCAGAGACUGAAAUGAACGAAGAAUAUGAAGAGUGUUCCAGCCCCGACACCGCUCAAGUUGUUUCAAGAAAGAAGAGGCGUGGGAUUAUUGAGAAAAGACGUCGUGAUCGCAUCAACAACUGUCUUAUGGAGCUACGCCGACUUGUGCCUGCUGCAUUUGAAAAACAGGGCUCAGCCAAACUUGAGAAGGCAGAGAUACUCCAGAUGACCGUUGAUCAUCUUCGCCACCUCCACCAGACCAGAGACCCAAGAGGAUUCACUGACCCUCUCUCUGCCUAUUCCAACACUCGUGCUUUCCUUGACUACAGGGUAAUGGGAUUCCGUGAGUGCGUGGCCGAAGUUGCCCGCUACAUGACAAACGUUGAAGGCCUUGACAUGAAAGACCCCAUGAGAGUCCGAGUUCUCAACCACCUUGAGAACUACCUCACUCAGCGUGAGCUUGCCAUCAAUGCCGCAGUAGCUGCCAGUGCUCAGAUGGGUCUUCCCAAACUGUCUCCUCCAGCAACUCUCCCUCCAGCUGGUAUUGCCAUACAGCACGCUACUGGGCCCUUUAUUCCAAUCCCAGCCCAUAGAGCCUCACCAGACGGCAACCUGUCCCCGCCAACAACGUUUGCUCUCCCGACCCCGGUCAUCUCCUUUGCCCCCACCACUGCCACUGUCCCUGUUUUCGGUGCCGCACAUAUUGCAACUCCUAAUGCCCACCCACCCAUCAUAUCCCUUGCCAAGAUUGAGGGGUCCGUCCAGGCCACCCCUAUUUCGCCAACUAAGAAAUUUUGCAGUUCAACCUCUUCCUCACCUUCAGCUACCAAGCAGCCAUUCCGCCCCUGGGCAGACCCUACCGACGAUGACUAAACCCCUUGACUUUUAAGACCCAACGACUAAUAGACAGGACUUUAUUUAGACACCGAUCGAAACAAUUGACUAGGUGUAAACAAAACUGCAUGUAUGUAUACUUGUAACGUGGUACAUGCUCUUUUUUUGACAGACUUUAUGACUAGACAGGAGGACUCCGCUCCAAAAUGUCACUCUACAGGCGUGGAACAUACGACCAUUACCAUCCACCACCUCCUUCCCCCCUCAUCUACUACACAGAGAACAACCUCUGGACUAAUCCCGAACGAUUAUACACGCGUACAUGUGUAUCAUUGCGACAAACCCGAGGGAAAGGCGGUGCCACGCCCACACACAAAUAUUGAAGACACACACAAAAUUAAAUUCAAGACACAAGCUCAGAGACUCAAAUAAUAAUAAACCGACAACUUGCUUUCCUUCACUCUUCCUCUCUCUCUUUCUUACGGCACAAAACCUACAAACCAAAGACUUUAGACGACGCUCCCAACUUCUGGGACAAGACGUUACUCUUUUUGUUAAUUAACGAAUACUCUCCCCCAGACCUCCACAACUGGAAACUGGCCGGAGCUGUCUCUUUCCAUGAGAGACGACUUUAAAAAAACUUUGCAUAUUUUUUGCAGUGACGAUUUGACGUUUAAUAUUACGACAAGUUCAUUCUAAAGACUAUUACUCACCAGACCCCCCAAGUACAAGAUCAGAGACUCAUUGACGUAUUUACAUUCUGACUAUAUCUCAUACAUGAACUAUUGCUAACAUAGCAUCGACCUAUACAGGUGUUUGCCUAUUUUAUUUUGUUGUGACUCAUUACUAAAAGCUGCUUAUUAUUUUGCCAUUAUUGUUAGUUAGUGUGUAUCACGUAGAGUUAGUAUUAUUAUUAUUAUUAUUCAAUAUUUAUUUUUGCUGAUUUUUCCUUGACCAUUAAUCUAAUUUUGUUUGAGUUA
Amphimedon queenslandica is the source of this 2033-nucleotide messenger RNA. RefSeq names its product hairy/enhancer-of-split related with YRPW motif protein 1-like. The record is from RefSeq and is a predicted model, not a curated record. Gene Ontology annotation, molecular function: protein dimerization activity; DNA binding. Lineage: Eukaryota; Metazoa; Porifera; Demospongiae; Haplosclerida; Niphatidae. Gene Ontology annotation, biological process: regulation of DNA-templated transcription. The coding region runs from base 220 to 1092 and encodes 290 amino acids. The transcript is spliced from 5 exons.